UCCUGACCCCAAUCCCAGCAGGAUUUUGGCCCCAAUGCCGCUCUCCUGACCCCAGUGCCAGCAGGAUGUCGGGCCCGCGGGGCCCCGGCGAGCAGUGGCCGGCGCUGGAGUCGGUGGGGCUGAGCCGCAAGGAGCUGGCGCUGGCCGAGGCGCUGCAGAUGGAAUACGACGCCCUGUCCCGGCUGCGGCAGGACAAGGAGGAGAGCCGGGCCAGGAAGGAGCAGCUCCAGGAGCGUCCCCUCAUCUCCUGGGACGACCCCGUGGACAGGAACGGCUGCGCCGGCAUCAAAGCGGCGCGGGGGCUCUCGGGCUCCGACCCCGCGCUCUGCCACAACGGCCCCGCCGUCCCCGAGGGUCCCCAGGUGCCGCCGGGGCCCAGCAGGGAGCGGCAGUGGCGGAAGGGCCCCCUGAGCGGGGAUUACCUGUUCAUCCUCGAGGGCUCCCAGCGGGAUUUCCUUGGGGAGCCCCUCAACGGCUCCCAGCCCCACAACGGCGGCGGUUCCCCCAAAAAACUCUCGCCGCCCCCUCUGCCCCCCCGGCACCCGCUGUGGGGCUGUCCCGAGGGCGGCCAGCGCUCGGGGAAGGCGUCCCCGCUGUCCCCAAAGGGCCAGGGCCAGCCCAGGGACAUCAACAUGUUCUCAGUGGCUCAGGACAAGCUUUUGGGGCGCCGCAUCUCCCAGGAGGAUCCCUACGGCGUGGACGCCAUCACCUGCCUCAACCUCAAAUCCACCUACGAGUCCGAGGCGCUGCUGGAAAAUUCCCGGGGCUGGAAGGAAGGCAGGAGCAUCCUGGAGAAGGAAUCCAGUGGGAAGCCGGUGGCACGGAGCAAGACCAUGCCCCCCCAGGUGCCCCCGCGCGCCUGCGGAGCCCGGGCGGGCAACAGGAAGAACCUGGCGGGCAACAGGAACCGCAGGAUCUCCGUGGAGCCGGUGGCCCCCCGGCCGCACUCCUUGGCCAACGGCUACGAGCUCUUCGAGGUGUCUGAGGAGCGGGACGAGGAGGUGGCCGCCUUCUGUCACAUGCUGGACGUGCUGCGCUCCAGCUCCGGCACCGAGGAUUAUCCGGGCACGGGGCUGGUGUGGAACGCCGUGAGCCGCAGCCCGGAGCAGCUGGGCCAGGGCGUCAGCCUGAAGGUGACGGUGGUGGGCGAGAGCCUGAGGGAGCCGCUGACCUUCACCUGCGACUGCUCCUCCACCGUGGACCUGCUCAUUUACCAGGCCCUGUGCUACACCCACGAUGAGCUCGGCGCCGUCGACGUCGACGAUUUCCUGCUCAAAAUCUGCGGCCUGGAGGAAUUCCUGCAGAACAAACACGCGCUGGGCAGCCACGAGCACAUCCAGCACUGCAGGAAAUUCGACACCGACAUCCGGCUGCAGCUGCUGCGGAGGCAGGGGGUGCGCAGAGAGCUGGCCCGCACGGCCAGCGAUGACCGCAGCCCCUCCACCCUGAACCACCACAUCCACCUGCAGGAGCGGCCCAUCAAACACACCAUCAGCAGGCAGGCCCUGAGCCUCCUCUUCGACACCUUCCACAACGAGGUGGACGCGUUCCUGGCGGCCGAGGGAGAUUUUCCCCUGAAAGCCGAGCGGGUGAUCCAGUCGGUCAUGGCCAUCUGCAACGCCCUGGCAGCCGUGGAGUCCCAGGAAAUCACGGCUGCCCUCAACCAGAUGCCGCCCUGCCCGUCCCGAAUGCAGCCCAAAAUCCAGAAGGAUCCAAAUGUUCUGGCCAAGAGGGAAAAUCGAGGUAUUUCUCUUCUCCUGCUCUCCUUUCUGGGCUCAAGUUCACGGUGCUUUUCAUCUCCAAGCCCCUCCUCCUCCCCCUUCAACUCUCCCGGCCGCGAGCCGGGCUCGGCGCAGGAGGCGCGGCUGCUCAGCUGCCCCCUGGCCUUCACCGUCUACGCCACCCACCGCAUCCCCAUCACCUGGGCCGCCAGUUAUGAAGAUUUCUACCUCUCGUGCUCCCUCAGCCACGGCGGGAAGGAGCUGUGCAGCCCCCUGCUCACCAGGAAGGCCCACGUCUACAAAUACCUCUUCCACCUCAUCAUUUGGGACCAGCAGGUCCUGACCUGCGGGCGGAAGCUCCUGGGCUUGUGGCCGGCGACUCAGGACAACUCCAGGGCCAGGUCGAGCGCCCCAAACUUCAACCAGCCCGACAGCGUCAUCCUGCAGAUCGACUUCCCCACCUCGGCCUUCGAGGUGAAGUUCACCAACCCGCCCGCGGCCGAGAGCAGCCCCAGGUACGAGUUCGGCAGCCUGGGGGAGGAGGACCAGCGCCAGCUGCGGGAGGCCAUGCAGAAAAAAUCCCUUUAUUGGCUGACGGACGCCGACCGGCAGCGGCUCUGGGAGAAGCGCCACCACUGCCACGCGUCCCCCGGCGCCCUGCCCAUGCUGCUGGCCAGUGCCCCCAGCUGGGACUGGGGCUGCCUGCCCGACAUCUACGCCCUGCUCAGCCACUGGAGCUCCAUGAGCCACCAGGACGCCCUGGGGCUGCUGCACGCCACGUUCCCUGACCAGGAGGUGAGGAGGACGGCCGUGCAGUGGAUCGAUUCCAUCUCGGACACGGAGCUGCUGGAUUACCUGCCCCAGCUGGUCCAGGCCCUGAAGUACGAGUGCUACCUGGACAGUCCCCUGGUGCGCUUCCUCAUGAAGAGAGCCAUCUGUGACCUGAAGAUCACCCACUACUUCUUCUGGCUGCUGAAGGAUGGCCUCAAGGACUCGCAGUUCAGUAUCCGGUACCAGUACCUGCUGGCAGCGCUGCUGUGCUGCUGCGGGAAGGGGCUGCGCGAGGAGUUUGACCGGCAGUGCCUGCUGGUCAGCACGCUGGCCAGGCUGGCCCAGCAGGUCCGGGACGCCGCCCCGUCCGCCCGCCAGGGGAUCCUGCGUGAGGGGCUGGAGGAUGUGGCUCAGUUCUUCAAGGCCCAUGGCUCGUGCCGGCUCCCGCUCAGCCCCAGCCUGCUGGUCAAGGGCAUCGUGCCCCGGGACUGCUCCUACUUCAACUCCAACGCCGUCCCGCUGAAGCUCUCCUUCCAGAACGUGGAUCCGCUCGGGGAGAACAUCCGUGUCAUCUUCAAGUGUGGCGAUGACCUGCGGCAGGACAUGCUGACGCUGCAGAUGAUCCGCAUCAUGAACAAGAUCUGGGUGCAGGAGGGGCUGGACAUGCGCAUGGUCAUCUUCCGCUGCUUCUCCACCGGCCGCGGGCGAGGCAUGGUGGAGAUGAUCCCCAACGCCGAGACCCUGCGGAAGAUCCAGGUGGAGCACGGCGUGACCGGCUCCUUCAAGGACCGGCCGCUGGCGGACUGGCUGCAGAAACACAACCCCAAGGAGGAUGAGUACGAGAAGGCCGUGGAAAAUUUCAUCUACUCCUGCGCCGGCUGCUGCGUGGCCACCUACGUGCUGGGAAUCUGUGACAGGCACAACGACAACAUCAUGCUCAAGACCACGGGCCACAUGUUCCACAUCGAUUUCGGCAGGUUCCUGGGCCACGCCCAGAUGUUCGGCAACAUCAAGAGGGACCGGGCGCCGUUCGUCUUCACCUCGGACAUGGCGUACGUCAUCAACGGCGGGGACAAACCCUCCAGCCGCUUCCACGACUUCGUGGACCUGUGCUGCCAGGCCUACAACCUGAUCCGCAAGCACACCCACCUCUUCCUCAACCUGCUGGGGCUGAUGCUGUCCUGUGGCAUCCCCGAGCUCUCCGACCUGGAGGAUCUCAAGUACGUCUACGACGCGCUGAGGCCGCAGGACUCCGAUGCCGAUGCCACCACCUACUUCACCAGGUUGAUCGAGUCCAGCCUGGGCAGCGUGGCCACCAAGCUCAACUUCUUCAUCCACAACCUGGCGCAGAUGAAGUUCGCGGGCUCGGAGGCGCGGCCCACGCUGUCCUUCGCGCCCCGCACGCACACCCUCAAAGCGUCCGGCCGGAUCCGCGACGUCUUCCUCUGCCGCCACGAGCGGGUCUUCAACCCCAGCAAGGGCUACACCUACGUGGUGAAGGUGCAGAGGGACAACCCGGGCGAGGUGACCUUCGUGCAGCGCACCUUCGAGGAGUUCCAGGAGCUGCACAACAAACUGCGCCUCCUCUUCCCCUCCUCGCUGCUGCCCAGCUUCCCCAGCAGGUUCGUCAUCGGGCGCUCGCGGGGCGAGGCGGUGGCCGAGCGGCGCAAGGAGGAGCUCAACGGCUACAUCUGGCACCUGAUCCACGCCACCCCCGAGGUGGCCGAGUGUGACCUCAUCUACACCUUCUUCCACCCCCUGCCCCGGGAUGAGAAGGCGGCUGGAACCAACCCGAGCCCGAAGCCGGCAGACGCCACGUGGGCUCGAUCCCUGGGCAAGGUCGGCGGGGAGGUGAAACUCUCCAUCUCCUACAAGAACAACAAGCUCUUCAUCAUGGUGAUGCACAUCCGAGGGCUGCCACCCCUGCAGGACGGCAACGACCCCGACCCCUACGUGAAAACCUACCUGCUGCCCGACCCCCAAAAAACCACCAAGAGGAAAACCAAAGUGGCCCGAAAAACCUGCAACCCCACCUACAACGAGAUGCUGGUGUACGACGGGAUCCCCCGGGGGGACCUGGAGCAGCGGGAGCUGCGGCUGAGCGUGCUGAGCGAGGAAGGGUUUUGGGAGAACAUCCUGCUGGGGGAGGUGGGAAUUCGCCUCCGCGACCUGGACCUGGCCCAGGAGAAGAUGGGCUGGUUCGCCCUGGGGUCCCGUGGCCACGGCACCCUCUGAGCCCCCCCGGGGACCCCCGGGUGUGUCCCCAAAAGGGCGCUGCCCAGGUGGCUUCUUUUUUAAGUUUACCUUGUGUCAAGGGAGCAACGCGGGGAGGGAGGGGCGCGGGGCGGUUCCGGGGGUUAUUUCUUCCUUUGGGAUACGAGU
Molecule: messenger RNA, 4874 nt
Organism: Ficedula albicollis (Collared flycatcher)
Lineage: Eukaryota; Metazoa; Chordata; Aves; Passeriformes; Muscicapidae
Gene: PIK3C2B
Product: phosphatidylinositol-4-phosphate 3-kinase catalytic subunit type 2 beta
Exons: 32
Coding region: 66-4727 (1553 amino acids)
Biological process (GO): phosphatidylinositol 3-kinase/protein kinase B signal transduction; phosphatidylinositol-mediated signaling; cell migration
Cellular component (GO): phosphatidylinositol 3-kinase complex; cytoplasm; plasma membrane
Molecular function (GO): 1-phosphatidylinositol-3-kinase activity; phosphatidylinositol binding; 1-phosphatidylinositol-4-phosphate 3-kinase activity
Source: RefSeq, a predicted model, not a curated record